AGGCUCCGCCCCGGAUCACACACUGUAACACACACACACAGGAGGACUCGCGCACACUCGCACACAGACACACACUGCUGUGUUUACACGGGGGGAGGUUUAUUUCAUUGUUUAAACCGGUUUAUUAAGUUGUUGAAGCUUUAAUCUGGAUUAUUUGGGGCUGGUUUGGUUUUUCGUGGUCUGUGGAAGAAAAGUUGAGGCUCGCGAGGAAGCUGAAGCUCUUUCACUUCAGAUGGGAUUUCCUCCUCAGUUUCUGAUGGGCUGCUAGGUGAGUUUCUUGUUGACCUUAUGGUGGUGCCACCUCCCAUCUUACUCAUGACGCGGAUUAUUUGUUCCUGAUUGGCCGCCUGCCCCUUUGGCUCCGCCCAUGACUUAACCCCAGUGCUGGUUGGCGAUGCCCGUGGCUGGGCUGUGAUGGGGCAGAGACUCUCGGCCGUGGUGAAGUCGACGGCGGAGGAGGAGCGCGGGGGUCCGGGGGUCGCUCUGGCCUUUCGCCCGGCGUUCCUGCCUCUCAGGGGCCGCGGCCGCUUGCUCUCCCCCCGCCUCGAGCUGCUGCUGGACAUGCCUCCGGUGGGCGUGGCCAGCCAGCUUCAACACGCCUGGAACCCGAACGACCGCUCGCUUAAUUUAUUCAUUAAAGACGAAGAUAAACUGACGUUUCAUCGCCACCCGGUGGCCCAAAGCACGGACUGCGCCCGAGGACGAGUCGGGUAUGUACGGGGUCUUCACGCCUGGACCAUCCGCUGGCCCAUCCGCCAGCGCGGCACUCAUGCAGUAAUAGGGGUCGCGACCUCUCUGGCGCCGCUGCACGCGGUCGGGUACACUGCUCUGGUCGGCAGCGAUGCCGAAUCCUGGGGGUGGGAUUUGGGCCGGGGGAAACUUUACCACGACAGAAAGAGCCAAACCGGACAGCCGCCAUCGUACCCUCUGCCUGAGGAAGAUGAUGACGAUGAAGGCGUGUUCUCGGUGCCAGAGGAGGUGCUGGUGGUGUUGGACAUGGAUGAGGGUACGCUGGGGUUCUGCGCAGAUGGACGCUUCCUGGGCAUGGCCUUUCGUGGGCUGAAAGGGAUGAAGCUAUAUCCGAUCGUCAGUGCUGUGUGGGGUCACUGUGAGGUCACCAUGACCUACGUCAACGGCCUGGACCCCGAGCCUCUUCCGUUGAUGGAGCUGUGCAGGAGAGCAGCCCGGCAGGCUCUGGGCCGCCACCGCAUCCACCACAUCCAAUCACUGCCUCUCCCACAGACGCUGAAAAACUACCUGCAGUACCAGUGACGGACUCUCAGCUCAGCACCCAACCCCAAAACUACCUACAGCACCAGUGACCUCAAACCCGCGACAGGACUCACCUGUCUGUAGCCGCCGCCAUUUCCAGACUACUCCUCUGGGCAGCAGCUGCCUGGAUCAGCUGGAUACAGUAUCGUAUCGGAGUGUGUUUGCGUGUUUUUAGUGUGCGAGUGUGUGUCAACGUGUGUGUGUUUUCUUAAUUUUUUUUCCCCCAAAGAGCACAGCAGACGGUAGCUUAUGAUUUUAUCACAAGGACACAACGCAUGUCUUCCGUACAAACACCAACAUUAACACUACACUAAAUAUUCACGCACACAUAUAUACAUACACGCACACAAGCGACAGUUUAACCAAAAAUGCUAAUGUUGUAGCAACACAAAUCCAAUAGCCACCAGUCGUAGCAUCACUUACCCAACUGGUGAAAGCUAGCUUCCACACACCCCUAGCCACCGCGCUGGGUUAGCAUGUUGGGUCGAGCUCACCCUUUAACUCUAAUCCAGUGCUUUCUAACGUGCACCUACACUGUCAGAGGCCUUUUCUCUUUUAUUUGAAGUGUUUUAUCCCAGGAACCGCAGUGUUUUGAGGAUGAUCCUUGUUCGUGCCUACGAUGAAACGAUAAGACGAUGAGACUGGUGAGCGCGGACGAUCACGCGCGCAGAUUGUCGCAUAUGAUUUUAUAGGAUUUUAAUCUUUUUCAAGACGUGCCUGUCUCCAGCGGUCAGGACAGGAGGCGACACUGUUCCUGCGGGACGUCCAGGGACCGGCAGACACGGUUCUGUCCAGAGCUUCUUUUUAAAUGUGAAUAAAAAUGCACACAAACCAAAA
Astyanax mexicanus (Mexican tetra) is the source of this 2109-nucleotide messenger RNA. It is a transcript of the gene spsb4b, whose product is annotated as splA/ryanodine receptor domain and SOCS box containing 4b. The record is from RefSeq and is a predicted model, not a curated record. The transcript is spliced from 4 exons. Gene Ontology annotation, cellular component: SCF ubiquitin ligase complex. Gene Ontology annotation, molecular function: protein binding. Gene Ontology annotation, biological process: intracellular signal transduction; proteasome-mediated ubiquitin-dependent protein catabolic process. NCBI's taxonomy places the organism in Eukaryota, Metazoa, Chordata, Actinopteri, Characiformes, Acestrorhamphidae. The coding region runs from base 415 to 1272 and encodes 285 amino acids.